AUGAGCGUGGGAAAGGGCCAGCCACAUGGCAAGCUGGUCUCUGGCGGCAGGACUAAACAUCGUGCAUUGUGCGCGGCGCGGGCGCGGCAACAAGGCGCACUGCCUCCUCUGGCAAGAGAGCCAUGCAUGGUGCAUGGCUCGCACCGCUCCGGUACCACUGAAAACCCUCGGCCGCCGAGAAAGGCGCUCGUAUCCCCCAAAUUCCGUGUGCGGGCUAUACCAAUAGGCAGUGAUAUAUGGGUGGAGUUUUACGUCGGCCUCGGUCUCCGCUGGGACGGGCCCCGCCAUAGUGUCCACUCUCUAUAG
Aspergillus udagawae is the source of this 306-nucleotide messenger RNA. RefSeq lists its product as uncharacterized. Lineage: Eukaryota; Fungi; Ascomycota; Eurotiomycetes; Eurotiales; Aspergillaceae. The record is from RefSeq and is a predicted model, not a curated record. The transcript has 2 exons. Bases 1 to 306 code for a protein of 101 amino acids.